Molecule: messenger RNA, 459 nt
Organism: Pararge aegeria (speckled wood butterfly)
Lineage: Eukaryota; Metazoa; Arthropoda; Insecta; Lepidoptera; Nymphalidae
Gene: ksh
Product: protein kish-A
Exons: 3
Coding region: 164-382 (72 amino acids)
Biological process (GO): protein secretion; intracellular transport
Source: RefSeq, a predicted model, not a curated record
UGUAGCCUUUUAAAUACGAAUGGUUUUUUUUUUAAUAGAAAGCUGAAUUUCAUACAUAAAUUUCGUAAUUACAACGAAUUAUUUCGUUCAAACGUUAUACAUAACCUACCUACUAAAUUGUUUUCACAGGCUAUGAAAUAAGUUUAAUUAAUUUUCAAUAAAUAUGAGUGCCUUAUUUAAUUUUCAAAGUCUACUAUGUGUCAUAUUACUUUUAAUAUGUACUUGUGCCUAUUUAAGGUCCUUCUUUCCAAGUAUUAUGGAUCGCAAUAAGACUGGACUCCUUGGAACAUUCUGGAAAUGUGCUCGAAUUGGUGAAAGAAAAUCUCCAUAUGUUGCUACUUGCUGUGUUUUAAUGGCUUUCAGUAUAUUGUUCUUGACAUAAGAUAUUUAAUUCUAAAUACUAUUAAUAUUUUAUGUAGUUAUAUUUUGAUGCAUAAAUAAAAUAAAUAUAAUUUUUUA